AUGGCCUCCAGCGAGCAGCAAGAACACGCAGCGGCACUGCUCCGACCCGAGGUAGAAGAAGCACACACCACGGAUGGGUCUCUUGACAUCGAUGGCAACCCGGCGUUGAAGCAUCGCACAGGUGGAUGGAGGGCAUGCCGCUCGAUCGUUGGCACCGAGUUCUGCUACUGCCUGGCCUACUACGGGAUCUCGUUCAACCUCGUCACCUACCUCACCACCGUGCUGCACCAGAGCAAUGUCGCCGCCGCCAACAACGUGUCCAACUGGCAGGCCGCCUGCUUCUUCACUCCGCUGGCCGGAGCCGUCGUGGCGGACUCCUACUGGGGAAGGUACCGCACCAUGGUCGUCUCCUGCUGCGUCGGCGUCGCUGGCAUGGUCAUGGCGGCUCUGUCGGCGCUUCUGCCGCUGCUGAUCAAGGACGCAUCUGCUCUGUCCAUGGCGUCUGCUCAAGAGAUCGUCUUGUUUCUUGGCCUGUACAUGGUCGCUUUCGGGCUGGGUGGCCUCCGGCCGUGCCUGAUGUCCUUCGGCGCCGACCAGUUCGACGACGGCGACCCGUCGGAGCGCAUGAGCAAGGGUUCCUUCUUCAACUGGUACGUGUUCGCCAUGAACUGCGCGUCCAUGAUAGCCACCACCGGCAUCGUGUGGAUCCAGGACCACUACGGGUGGGCGCUGGGCUUGGGGAUUCCGGCCAUGGUCCUCGCCGUCGGGCUCUCUUGUCUUGUCGUGGCUUCGCGGGUGUACAGGUUUCAGACAACCAGCGGUAGCCCGCUCACCAGAGUCUGCCAGGUCGUCGUCGCCGCUGUCUGCAAGUGUAACGUCACGCCGCCGGACGGCAUGGCCCUUCUCUACGAGCUACCGGAGGAGGCGUCCUCCAUGAAGGGAGUUGAGAGGAUCGAGCACACCGCCGGUCUCCGAUUCUUUGACAAGGCCGCCUUCAUGAUGGCUUCGGAUGAGGAGGCGGCGCCGCGCGAUCCAUGGAGGCUUUGCGUCGUGACGCAGGUGGAGGAGCUCAAGAUUCUCAUCAGGAUGCUGCCUCCGUGGGCGUGCAUUUCCUUCUUCUACACCGCGCUGGCGCAGACCUUCUCGACGUUCGUCGAGCAGGGCAUGGCGAUGGACGCCCGCGUCGCCUCCUUCCGCGUCCCGCCAGCCUCGUUGGUCACCUUCAAAUUGCUCACCAUCAUCGCCUUGAUCCCUCUCUACGACCGCGCGUUCUUGCCGGCGGCCAGGAGGCUCACCGGGAGGGAGAAGGGCAUCUCCAGCCUGCAGAGGAUCGGCGCCGGCCUCGCCAUGCCCGUACUCGCCAUGGCCGCCGCGGCGCUGGUCGAGACGAAGCGCGCCCGCGCGGCGAUGGAGCCGACGAGCAUCCUGUGGCAGGCGCCGCAGUACGUGCUAAUGGGCGUGGGCGAGAUGCUCACCUCCAUCGGGCAGAUGGACUUCUUCUACAGCCAGGCGCCGCCCGCCAUGAAGACGGUGUGCACGGCGCUCGGUUUCUUGGACAUCGCCGCGGGGAGCUACCUGAGCUCCCUCAUCCUGACGGCCGUGUCGUGGGCGACGGCGACCGGCGGCCAGCCGGGGUGGAUCCCCGACGACCUCAACGAGGGGCACCUUGAUCGCUUCUUCUGGAUGAUGGCUGGGCUCAGUUUGCUGAAUUUCGUGGCGUUCACCAGCUGCGCCAUGAGGUACAAAUCAUGGAAGGAUUGUUGAUAUUUCUGGGCCUUUUUAGAGGCCUGCAAUUCCGGCCCAAUCGUAUGGAUGGGCCUGAAAUUAUUACGGGCCUCUCAAAUAAGUGUUUGAUAAUUAAGAAUUGAUGAAGAUGUUGCAAUAACCAAAAAAAUAUUUUAGGCAAUUCAUAGACAUUAUUCUGACUGUACUGCAUCUAUGUAAUUACAAAGGGGAAAAAUACAAGGAUAAAAAGAA
Molecule: messenger RNA, 1917 nt
Organism: Oryza brachyantha (malo sina)
Lineage: Eukaryota; Viridiplantae; Streptophyta; Magnoliopsida; Poales; Poaceae
Product: protein NRT1/ PTR FAMILY 8.3-like
Exons: 5
Coding region: 1-1704 (567 amino acids)
Biological process (GO): transmembrane transport
Cellular component (GO): membrane
Molecular function (GO): transmembrane transporter activity
Source: RefSeq, a predicted model, not a curated record